This is a messenger RNA of Phytophthora sojae, 585 nucleotides long. RefSeq lists its product as hypothetical. The transcript has 3 exons. Bases 1 to 585 code for a protein of 194 amino acids. NCBI's taxonomy places the organism in Eukaryota, Oomycota, Peronosporomycetes, Peronosporales, Peronosporaceae. The record is from RefSeq and is a predicted model, not a curated record. Gene Ontology annotation, molecular function: protein binding.
AUGCCUCGGGGACGGAAGUACGCGCCGCACCUCGUGACCAUCUCCGAGACCGCCACCAUGUCGGUGAGCAAGGAGAAGGAGCAGAUCGAGCGCUCGCACUCCGCGCCGCCUGAAGCGGAGCCCUCCGACCGAAGUCUUCCUACUACAGCGUCGAGACGCUUCCGGUCGCAGUCGGCCAACAGCAACAAAUACGGACGCUCGAGUCUCCACAACGCCGUCCGGAAGGGCGACAAGAAGGCCAUCAGAAAGCUGCUCGAGACGGAACCGGAGCUGCUCUACAAGGCCGACAGUCGGGGCAACCACCCCCUGCACUACGCCGCCAGUCCCAACGUCCCGGACGGAGCAACGGUCGUGUACAUGCUGCUGAAGGCCGGCGCGGCCGUGAACGCCCUGAACGACCGACACCAGACGCCGCUGCUGAUCUCCGUCAUCUCGAACGACGACGACAACGACCGCGUGUCCAGAGUGCUGCUGUACCACCACGCCAAGCCCAUGAUUAAAGUCACGGACGACCUCAUGCUGGCGCAGUACGCCACCUCACGGGGGCUACACAAGAUUGCGGCUGCCAUCCGAGAGUACAUGUGA